CUUACAUAUAUUUAAUGGCAAUAUAAAACAACAUUUUGGUCAUUAAUCAUUAUACACUCUUCAUUCGCUUAAACCACAGCCACGAGAUAAUCCUAUUCUGGUAAUGCUUGGAGUAUUCUGCGCACGUCCCAGGCCGCUUCCCUGUUUGUUUUUAUCCGCCCUUUCUUCCUGUGCCGUCGCUCCUUUCCACCGCCUGCUUAGGCCGUCACCAGAUGCUGGAGAUCUUACCGUCCCUCUUUCCCUCUCCGGGCGCUGUGGCCCUGCCGCCUCCGUCUGGCACACAAUCCUCCCUUCCUACUGGCGCCCAUGUCAGUCAGCGGUGCUGAGCCGCCACGACCACUGCGCGGUGGGAGAGGGCUCGUGGAACGUGACGUGGGACGCGCGGCCGGCGCGGUGGCUCCACCACCCAGACUCCGCUUGGCUUUUAUUUGGCGUCUGUUCUACCCUAGCUGCCGCCAGCGUGCCGCCGUUGGCUAAUUCUGAUCCGGAUUCGAAUUUGGAACCUGCGGAUCUAUCUACGAGGGAUGAAUCUUGUAAUUAUAGGGUCGUAGGUGUGGAAGCGGAUGGGAGGUGUUUGUUCAGAGCAAUUGCACAUAUGGCGUGUUUGCGAAAUGGGGAAAAAGCCCCCGAUGAGAUUAGACAGAAAGAGCUUGCUGAUGAAUUGAGAGCUCAAGUGGUAGAUGAGCUGUUAAUGAGGAGAAAAGAUGUAGAAUGGUGUUUUAUAGAGGAAGAAUUUGAUUUAUAUGUGAAAAGGAUUCGAGAGCCUUGUACUUGGGGUGGAGAACCCGAGUUGCUUAUGUGUUCACAUGUUCUCAAGACGCCAAUUUGUGUCUUUAUGAAAGGGAGAAGCUCAUCAAGCUUAACAAAGAUAGCAAAUUAUGGCGAAGAGUAUAGAAGAGAUGGGGAGAAGUCCAUCGAUGUUCUGUUUCAUGGUUAUGGUCAUUAUGACAUCCUAGAAGCUGUAUCUGAUUUUAGACUUGAAGGAGACAUUAAUCUCUUGCAAUAAGAUAUUAUUUAGUUUUUUUAUUAUUAUUUUAAAAAUAAAAUCUUUUGAAAUAUGAAUGAAGUUAAAUUUUGUAUAUCUCAUUAAAAUAUAACAUGUGGAAUCUUGUUACUUUUUAGUUGACUGCGUAAUAACGAAGGAAAUUUUUGUCUAUGCAGGAAUCUAUUUAUUCUUUCAGAUAUCUAGUUAGGAUUUACUAGCUUGAACUAUAUAAA
Molecule: messenger RNA, 1218 nt
Organism: Striga asiatica
Lineage: Eukaryota; Viridiplantae; Streptophyta; Magnoliopsida; Lamiales; Orobanchaceae
Source: the annotation of a GenBank genome assembly